Magnusiomyces paraingens is the source of this 852-nucleotide messenger RNA. RefSeq lists its product as uncharacterized. The record is from RefSeq and is a predicted model, not a curated record. NCBI's taxonomy places the organism in Eukaryota, Fungi, Ascomycota, Dipodascomycetes, Dipodascales, Dipodascaceae. Bases 1 to 852 code for a protein of 283 amino acids. The transcript has a single exon.
AUGACCAGUAUAACGGCAGGUCCGCCUAUUCCGGAGUCAAUUCUCAGGCAACGAGAAGAAAGAAAACAAAAGUUUUUAAAAAUACAAGAAAAAUCACAAAAGACGGAGGUUUUAGAUCAUGAAGAUAAAAAUGAAAAUGAAAAUGAAAAUGAAAAUGAAAAUGAAAAUGAAAAUAAAAAUAAAAAUGAAAAUAAAAAUGAAAGUGAAAGUGAUAGUGAUGACGGGUUUGGUCCACAACUUGCAGAUGCAACAACUGAUAACAGUGCACAGGAAGAACAAGAGGCUAUGGAAAGGUUAAAACUACGGGAAUUAGAAGAGCAGGAGAGGAAGGAGAAGGAAGACAAGGCAAGUGGGAAAAAAGACAUGGCAGCGAGGGAAAACUGGAUGGCAUUUGCACUAGGACAAAAGCAGGACAAGGACAUUAGGUAUGAUCCUAAGACAAUGCGGAGGAUUGGAGGAGGAGGAGGAGGAGGAGGAGGAGGAGUAUCAAUGGCAGGGAAAAUUGAGACUGAGAGUGAGAGGACGAAACGGAUGGCAGAUGAGAUGAUGGGAUUAACAGGAGAAGCCAAUAAGGAAGAGAAAGAGAAACAAAAGAAAAAGGAAGAUAAAGAAGAGGAGGAUGAAGAGAAAGAGGAAGAAGAGUACUUUUUAGCACGAAGGAAUGAACCAUCAUUAUUAGACCAGCAUUUGAAAAAGCGAGAGGAGGAAAAUAGUAAGAAAAAAAGGAAACGGGACAAGUUUGAUUGGGAGCGGGAUAUGAAGGGAGGAUCUUUGAGCAGUAAUAAAGUACAAAAGAUUGUGAGUCAGGCCCAGGAUAUGAGUAGUCGGUUUUCACGGGGGAAGAAAAAGUGA